AUGGCUCACGCUCUCCCUCUUGCCGCUCUCCAUCCCCUCCCCUCCGCCGCCACCGCACCUCUCUGCCACCACCAGCCCAACCUCUCCACCGCCACCUCCUUCUUCCACCUCAAACAAAUCCACGCCCACCUCCUAAGAAACCCCGACCACCCUAACCACCACCAGACCCUCUCGCAUCUCCUCCUCUCCGCCCUCAACUUCCCCUCCUACUCUCUCUCUCUUCUCUCCUUCGCCCCCACACACCGGCCCCCGCCGCCACAUCUGGCCAACAAGCUCCUCAAACACCUCUCCCGCUCCAACAACCACGAUCACACGCUGCUUUUUUUCCAGACUAUGUAUACCAACGCCUUUCCCGUCGACAGGUUCUGCUUUCCGCUGUUGUUGAAGGCCGCCUCGAAAGUCGCAUCCCUCAGUGAAGGGAAAAUGUUUCAUGGCCUGGCGGCGAGGCUGGGAUACGUAUCCGACCCUUUUGUGGAGACUGCGCUGGUGAGGAUGUAUGCGGAUUGCGGGUCCAUAACCGAUGCGCGUCUUGUGUUUGAUAAAAUGUCUUACAGAGAUAUUGUCACUUGGGCUAUCAUGAUGGAUGGUUACUGCCAAAGCCAACUUCUCAACAAUGCGUUAGCCCUCCUGGAUGAGAUGCAGAGUUCUAACAUGCCACCAGAUUCAAGAAUCUUCACCACCAUCCUAUCUGCAUGCAGCCGUGCUCGAAACCUAGAAAUUGGAAAAUUCGUGCACGGUUUAAUAUCCGAAAAUCAUAUCCCCAUUAACAACCCCCAUUUGCAGAGUGCCCUUCUAAACAUGUAUGCCAGCUCGGGCGCCAUGGAUGUGGCACAAAAAUUGUACGACGAUAUGAACCCGAAAACCGUCGUGAGCUCGACUGCCAUGAUCUGUGGCUACUCGAGAGCCGGCAAUCUCGAUGCCGCUCGGCUCUUGUUUGACCAAAUGUCUGGCAAGGACUUGGUCUGCUGGAGUGCAAUGAUUUCCGGGUAUGUUGAUAGUGACAAACCUCAAGAGGCACUUAAAAUAUUCCACGAGAUGCCGAAAAAUGGAAUUAACCCUGACCAGGUUACUAUGUUGAGCGUUAUUUCUGCUUGCGCCCGUCUCGGUGCAUUGGACCAGGCCAAAAGGGUACAUCUUUACGUGAAUGAGAAAGGAUUUGGAAAAAGAUUGCCUGUGAACAAUGCCCUAAUAGAUAUGUACGCGAAAUGUGGCAGUCUAGAGGACGCGAGGCAGGUUUUUAUCCAGAUGCGUUCGAAAAACGUUAUAUCCUGGACGAGCAUGGUGAGCGGUUUCGCCAUCCACGGAGAUGCCGAAAACGCCCUUAAAUAUUUCAAGCAGAUGAAGCUCGAAAAAGUCGAACCCAACUGGGUAACAUUCGUGGGUGUCCUCUACGCGUGCAGCCACGCAGGUCUGGUCGAGGAGGGACAAAGGGCCUUCGACUCGAUGGUGGGAGAAUAUGGAAUUACGCCCAGAUUGGAACACUACGGGUGCAUGGUCGAUUUGUACGGUCGGGCAAAUUAUCUCCGAAAGGCCUUGGAGAUUGUCGAGGGGAUGCCGAUGGCCCCAAACAUCGUCGUGUGGGGCUCGCUGAUGGCAGCUUGCAGAAUUCACGGCGAGUUUGAGUUGGGAGAAUUUGCCGCGAGGCGCGUUCUUGAAUUGGACCCCGACCAUGAUGGGGCCCACGUGUUGUUAUCAAACAUAUAUGCGAAGGAAAAGAAUUGGGAGAAAGUGGGUGUAGUUAGACGGGGGAUGAAGAACGAGGGCAUAUUAAAGGAAAAAGGGUGUAGCUUGAUUGAAAUGGAUGGCGAGAUGCAUGAGUUCCUUGUGGCAGAUAGAAGGCACGAAAGGGCGGACGAAAUUUACGCCAAGCUGGACGAGGUGGUGAAGAGGCUGAAAAGGGCCGGGUACAGCCCGAACCCGAUUGGUGUUGUGAUGGAUUUGGAUGAGGAUGAGAAGCGGGAAGUUGUUCUGUGGCACGGGGAGAAGUUGGCCUUGUCUUAUGGACUGAUUGGGCGGGAAAACAAGUCUUGCAUUCGUAUUAUCAAGAAUCUGAGGAUAUGCGAGGACUGUCAUGAGUUUAUGAAGUUGGCUUCAAAGGUGUAUGAUAUGGAGAUUGUUAUAAGAGAUAGGAGUAGAUUUCACCAUUGUAAGGAUGGUGUUUGUUCCUGCAAGGACUACUGGUGA
This is a messenger RNA of Striga hermonthica, 2184 nucleotides long. The record is from the annotation of a GenBank genome assembly. Lineage: Eukaryota; Viridiplantae; Streptophyta; Magnoliopsida; Lamiales; Orobanchaceae.